UCAAAAACAUGUCUGAAUAGUGGAAAAUGCAAUUUAUUGUUCCAAAUCGUGUUGUUCAGGGAAAUACAGGAAAUUGAAUUGGACAAACACAUUCGACUUAUCGAUUCUCCCGGAGUGGUUCUACUAAGCGCAAAAGAUCUUGAUCCUGUUGAGGUAGCCCUUAGAAAUGCGAUUCGUGUGGAUAAUUUAAUGGAUCCCAUUGCUCCUGUGAUCGCAAUUUUGAGAAGAUGCUCGAAACAAACGCUGAUGUUGCACUAUUCGAUUCCGGAAUUCAAUUCUACGGAACAAUUUCUCGCUCUGGUAGCUCGAAAAUUGGGUCGACUCAAGAAAGGAGCCAGGCCAGACACGAAUGCUGCUGCAAAGCAUGUGCUGCAUGAAUGGAACAGCGGAAAGCUGCGUUAUUACACUCUUCCACCAGAAGACACAGCCUCCGCAUCUGCUCCUGAAACCGGUGUAUCAGCUGAGAUUGUUAGCCAAUUCAGCAAGGAGUUCGAUAUUGAUGGCCUUGAUGAUGACUUGAAACAACUGGUUGAAGGUUUACCAAUGGAGAUGGACGCCACCUUUGUUCCCUAUAAUUCCUCAAAUGAAGACGAAGAUGAUAAAGAUUCAGAAAUGAUUGUUGAUCAAGAAAUAAAACGUACUGAGAAGUUGGCUGAUGCAAUGGACAUCACUUCCAUAUAA
Molecule: messenger RNA, 681 nt
Organism: Ostertagia ostertagi
Lineage: Eukaryota; Metazoa; Nematoda; Chromadorea; Rhabditida; Trichostrongylidae
Source: the annotation of a GenBank genome assembly